AUGGACGCGUUCAUGGCCCACCUCUUGGCCGAUGUGGACGCGUCGGUGUUCGAUCUGCCUCCAUCGCAAUCGCCCCCCAAGAAAUCGUGCUCCCUGGAAGCUGCGCAGUCGAGCCAACAACGCAUUCGGAGCAUUUCGCCUGCUCGCAGAAGCCCUGCUGCUCACAAGCGACCCAAGCUCGGUCAUGCAUCUGCAGAGCUUCGGGUGCGCACGCAAGUCAAGGACGAGCCUGGGGAUGAUGCAGGCUCAAGUAGCUGUCUGAGAACGUCGCAGUCAGCUCCCACCUCGUCGACCAAGCAGAUCGCGGCCGAGUCUGAUGAGCGGUAUGAUGAGAAGGCGGCUGCAAGGAGCAGAAAAGAUGCCAUUCGUAUGGCCCGGGAGCAGGCUGAGGAAAGAGGUGGGAGCUUUUCCGACCAGACGCUUGCUUCUUCAUUCGUGAGUGCCUUCACUUGUGAUGCAAUAUGCGGAUACUUUGCAUCCUCACGAAUAGAGUCUGCUGUACAAGGACAGGCACACAAGUCGUCUGCGGCGGAGUAUCGCGAAAAGCGAGGGCGAGAAAGGGAAGCAGCACGAAGCUAUGUGCGCGCAAAGGUGCUCAACAUCGGUCAGGACAAUUUCAUACCCGCUUCAACCCUCUCAGCUGCGGCAUCCGCUCCACCUGCCUUGAUAUCUGCGUCGACAGUGGAUAAAAUGAGAACGAGGAGACAGGUGGUGCUGAAUGUGGAAGAGAGAGCUCCCUUAGACAUCCGGGACCAGAAUUUUGUGCGAGCAGACGAACAUGGCGCCCGGCGCAAAGUCUAUCUACGAGACGAAUGGCUGAGCCUUGCAGAGCGAAUUCGAGUAGGUGACUACGUUCACCUCAUUGGACACUGGUCGGAGGCGUUCGACGAUUUCGAAGAUGCACCAAGCGUCACAGGAAACUCAAGCUCUUCUGCGUCAGCUCAAGCUGGACCUGCGAGCCAGGUCAAUGGACAUCCCGUUUCAAAGCCAGACUUGGCCAUUGUCGAGGUGGACGAAGAUGAUGACGACGACAUGUCGCUGUGGGCGAACUUGGACUGCACCUUGCCUUCGAGCACACCCACCAAAUUACCUCUAAUGAUUCUCUCAAGCUCUGGAGCCCUCGACGCAAGUGGGCACCCUCCUUGUAAGAAUUUGCUCAUUCUGCAUCCCGAUCUCCUGCUGUCUGCGACUUCGAUUUCAAACGUCUCGACUUGCCUGCGCAAACCGCUCAUCUCGUCCCGUCUGCGGGCAUCCGCAGCGGAUGGCGCAACAUCCGAAGCGCUCGUCAUGGGUGCCAUGCUGCACGUCGUGCUCCAGUCUUGUCUGACUGGCACAGCUUUGCCAAGUACCUGUGAAGGGAGCCCCUCCCCUAGCGGCUUCCGAAUGCUACCAUCGCUCGAGAUGCCGGAGUGUUUUCCACCCACAUGGAACGGCGUGCCUCCGACGAACUUCUCGGCGUCUUUUGUCGCGGAACAGAUCUGUGCUCAAGUCGACGCAUGUCUCGAAGACCUCACAGAUGCUGGACUUGACACUCAGGUGGCUCGUGAGCAUCUGGUGGAGGCUGUCAAGCCAUUCGGCGAAUUUGCCUUCAAGUAUCUUGCUUCACCCGAAGGAGAUAUUCCUGUGAGUACACUAGCCCACGUAUCCUGCCCUUUGAAGACGAAGGCAGCUGACUCGUAAAUGUCGGUCUUCAUCUCGGCCGCCACCAGCACGAUGCCGUCGCCAUAGACUCUCGCUCAGAGUCACCACCGCGCGUCCGCAUACGUCGCGUACUGGAAGUGGAAGAGGAUAUUUGGUCACCCAUGUACGGCCUGAAAGGCUUUGUCGACAUCUCUGUGGAAGUGGAAGUACAAGAAACUUGGGCCAAGCAGCCACCUCCGCGACAGCAGGCGUCGGGCCGGGCGGUCUCUGCCGUGUUUCCGAACGCUGGCCUUCAGCGGAAUGCGGGCAACAUCCAUCGCGCGGCCAGCGGUCCGCUUCGUGCGUUUCAAACCACCGCCCUAGGGUCGGGCGGCGUUCAAACGUUCGUGAUGCCGCUAGAGCUCAAGACUGGUCGAGCUUUCGCCAAUCUGGAGCAUCGCGCUCAAACGAUGAUGUACAUGCUGAUGAUGUCGGAGAGAUAUGGAACAGAUUGUCAGCAAGGCUUGCUGUACUACUCUCGCUCUGGGGACCUUCAUCGAGUGCGCAAGUCGGCUAA
This is a messenger RNA of Ceraceosorus bombacis, 2197 nucleotides long. NCBI's taxonomy places the organism in Eukaryota, Fungi, Basidiomycota, Exobasidiomycetes, Ceraceosorales, Ceraceosoraceae. The record is from the annotation of a GenBank genome assembly.